Molecule: messenger RNA, 1080 nt
Organism: Symbiodinium natans
Lineage: Eukaryota; Dinophyceae; Suessiales; Symbiodiniaceae
Source: the annotation of a GenBank genome assembly
AUGCGUCACUUGCCCCUGGUAUGGUUGGGUUUCGCCUUGGCCGGAGGCGCCCGCCUCGGCCCCGGCAAGCAGGAGAAAAGCCAAAGCUUCGGCUACCGCAUGCAGCAGCAGCUGGAGGGUAUUCCAGCAAAACUGAAUCAACAGGCAGCUGCCACAGUGACUGAGAUGGAUUUCAUGCAGGAAGGCAUGGAGCAGCUGCAGAGGGCUUUAAACAACGGAGAUGACGUCAUGUCCCUUUCGACGCAGCUGGCGCAGAAGGCCGCGUCUGUCAGCGGAUCCUUGGAUGAGCUGGUGAAUGGCUUGCAGGAGCUGGACGCCUCUUUGGCAGAGGUGGUUCAAGAGGACAGUUCUCUCGAGUUUCAGCCUACGCUCUUCGAAAUCAAGUCUACGAUGGUGCCGGGGAUGAGGUCGAGCUUCACCUUUUUCCAGAUGGGUCUGAGGCAGAUGCGUUUCCUUUUCGAGCAAUUGGAAGAUGGCGCCAGCGACGACGUGGUGAAACGAGCCAAAGACACACUGCAUUAUGAAGUGGACAACCUUCAGCAAAUGAAAGCUGAGCUCGUACAAAAGAUUCAAAAGCUCCUGCGGAGCCUGAAGCAGCUGCAUGAAGAGCUUCGGACACACUUUGGACAUGUCGCACCCCAGGCACCCAGCCUGGCCACUGAGUGGGCAGCUGUCGAAGGCAUGGAGAUCUCCGAGGCCCUGGCCGCGGUCCACGAGAAGCAGCCAAGCGACGCUGUGGGCUCCAAGCUAACGACGCUCUUGGAGUUCCUUCGUGGCCAGAAUUUCGACAAGGCCUCCACAGAGGCCGAGUGGAAGUCCCGGAAGCCGCUCCACUUGGCAGCUGCAAAGGGCCGUCCACAGGAAGCUGAGCUCCUGCUGGAGGUCAGAGCAGAUGUGGACGCCCAGGUUCCAAACACCGGCGAUACUCCGCUUCUCUAUGCCGCAGUCCAACUCUCCCGCCACCAGGAUGAUGAGGAGACCCAGGACUUCCAAAGCGUUGUGGCAUUGCUCUUGGCACAUGGAGCAGACAAGGCGAAGGCCAAUAAGAAGCACAAGGCCCCGCAGGAUUAUCUGAACUGA